This is a messenger RNA of Aspergillus puulaauensis, 1755 nucleotides long. RefSeq names its product laccase abr2 (gene abr2). NCBI's taxonomy places the organism in Eukaryota, Fungi, Ascomycota, Eurotiomycetes, Eurotiales, Aspergillaceae. Gene Ontology annotation, molecular function: oxidoreductase activity; copper ion binding. The coding region runs from base 1 to 1755 and encodes 584 amino acids. The record is from RefSeq and is a predicted model, not a curated record. The transcript is spliced from 7 exons.
AUGGCCUUUGUUCGUCGCCUGCUGUGCAUGGCAGCGCUUGCCGGUGCUGCCGAUGUUUAUUAUACACUUGAUUUGACAUGGGAGACCGGCUCACCAAACGGCCUGGAACGGGAUAUGAUAUUCGUGAACAACCAGUUCCCAGGGCCGCCAAUGAUCCUCGAUGAGGGCGACGAUGUGACUGUUGAAGUUCACAACCAUAUGCCAUUCAACACCACAGUCCAUUUCCAUGGAAUCGAGCAAUUGGGUACUCCAUGGGCCGAUGGCGUACCUGGGUUGACCCAAUGGGCGAUUCAACCAGGACAGUCGUAUACCUACAAAUGGCACGCAAAUGAUUAUGGGACAUACUGGUAUCACGCCCAUGACCGAGCAACGCUACAGGAUGGUCUGUAUGGUGCGAUACAUAUCAGGCCGUCAAAGGACCGCGAAAACCCCUUUUCCAUGAUCUCGAACGACACCGACGACACACAUGCCAUGGAAGAGGCAGAGAGACACACAAUACCGGUGAUCCUGUCGGAUUGGGAUCAUUUGACAUCAGUGGAGUACAUGGAAGCAAUGGAAGCCACUGGCUAUGAUAUUUUUUGCUCCGAUAGUAUCCUUGUCGGCGGCAUGGGGUCUAUCUAUUGCAAGGACCCCAAGGAACUGACGGCGCUCCAGGCCGCGCCAGUUCAGCAGGUGAUUAAUGCGACAUUAACUGAUAAAGGAUGUGUCCCAUUCGUGACAAAACUGCAAGGAGACUGGGAACACCACCCCGAUAAACUGCCACCCGGGUUGAACGACGGCUGCGUCCCCAGCGACGGUCCCGAUGCCGAAUACAUGGUCGACGCAUCCCAUGAAUGGGCCAGUUUCAGCUUCAUCAGCGCCGCCAGUCUCAAGGCCCUAGUAGCCUCGAUCGACGAACACCCCAUGUACGUCUACGAGGUUGACGGUCGGUACAUCGAGCCCAGUCUAGCUGAGAGCAUCGAAAUAUACAACGGGGAGCGGUACUCCGCCAUGGUGAAGCUGGAUAAGGAGGCCGCGCAAUACACAAUGCGUAUUGCCAAUACUGGGGCCAACCAGGUAAUAUCGGGGUACGCGAAGGUGACAUACCAGGGAGGACAGGAUAGCACACGGCAGUCAAGUCCGUACAUCAACUACGGCGGACAGAAUGUAACAGAGUCAGUGGUGAAAUUGAACACCAGCGAUCUGCGUCCAUUCCCAGCAAUCUACCCAGCACAGACAGCAGACGACUUCCACCUCCUAACACUCGGCCGGAUUAAUUCAUCGUGGGAAUGGACGCUGGACGGUACGAAGUUCUUCCCAAGCGACUUGGACUCUAUGCAGCCUGCUCUCUGUAACCCGGACAGUCCGGACCUUGAAUCCGCGCUGAAAAUCACCACGCGCAAUGGGACGUGGGUUGAUCUGGUGUAUCAGCUGCGCAUUGAAGCCCCGACGGUCGUGCAGCCUCCCCAUCCAAUGCACAAGCACUCCAACAGAGCAUUUCUGAUUGGCCGGGGUGUGGGGGACUUCAAGUGGCGGAGUGCGGAUGAGGCGCGCAAACAGGUGCCGGGGAAUUUCUUCUUGGAUAGCCCGUUGUACAGGGAUACGUUUGUGACUGCGCCGGCUGGAGAGGCGUGGAUGGUGGUGCGCUAUCAGGUGGUUAAUCCCGGGCCGUUCUUCUUGCACUGUCAUAUGGAGACCCAUUUGCAUGGGGGGAUGGGGAUGUUGUUGUUGGAUGGGAUUGAUGCGUGGCCGGAGGUGCCAGAGGGAUAUUGUUAA